CGGGUUUGUUGUGUCUGGACCGGUUCCGAAACGUUUUAGGUAAUUUGUGGUGAAACUUACGCUAGCAAUGUCGAAAACGAAAGCAUCGGACGAGCCGGCGGCUAAAAUGCGCAAAGGAGCCCUCACGGUUGCUCAAAUAAAUGCCGAUGAGCUUACUUUUUUGGCAAACCGUUUUUGGGCUCCGGACACCGUCGGUAAUCACGAAUCGUACAAUCCGUCGGUUAUCGAAGAAAUCUAUCGGCGUGAGAUUUGUGAGUCGCGUUUUUCUAUGCGUCGAAUUAUGAUGCUAGAGUUUAGUCAAUAUCUAGAAAAUUAUCUAUGGCCUAACUACUGCGGGGAGAAAUCGACUCGGGCUCAUCUGAUGUCGAUCGUUGUGAUGUUGAAUGAAAAGUUUCGCGAAAAGGUAGAAGUUUGGCAGAUUUUUGAUAACCGAGCGGAUCAGUUUCCGAUUUUCUUCCAAAACGUGUUGGAAGCUUGUCUCGAGGAAAUCACGGUCACUCCGUUUAACAUGAGAGAGCAAACCUCGUUGCUGGUGUUCUUAAACCAUUGCUUCAACAGCAUGGAAGUGGAAUUGUGCCGUAAUCAAGCCAAACGGUUGGUCUCGCUGGCCAUGUGGUCCUGCUUACAACCGCGCAGAAGAGAGCAGGAGUUGAAGGAAAUUCCGGAGUGGAAGAAAUUUUGGAAAAGGUUACAGAAGAGGGACAAACCGGAAAUGAAAGAAAAGUUUGAAUGGGAACGGCACUUUUUGCAAAAUCUCAUGAUUAAAUUUAUGAACAUUCUCGAGUUGAUUCCCGUCGAAGGUCCGGUGUGUGAAGAAACGGUGCGUUAUUGUGAGCGAUUUUUAGAAUUUCUUAUCGAUUUAGAAGCACUACUGCCGACGAGAAGGUUUUUCAACACGGUGAUGGAUGAUUGCCACGUGGUGGUGCGGUGCUCAAUGGCACCGUUGUUGCAGCGAGCCGAGGGAAACUUAUUCGCACAGUUGCUUGACAUGCUAAAGUUCUACGCUCGUUUCGAGAUCAACGAUGAAACCGGAGAUCCGCUGACCGAUCAUGAUAUGACUCAGGUGCACUACUCGAAGAUUAAAGCCCUCCAGAAGGCAGCGUUCGCGAAGUUCCCCGAUCUGCGAUUGUUUGCCCUGUCGAAUGUGGCAAACGUCGAUACCCGUGAAUCGCUGGAGAAACAUUUUGGUGCCCUGGACGGUAAAAGUCUGAAGGAAAUUGCGUGCUAUCUGAACUUGGUUCCGGAGGAACUGGCACCACCCUUCGAUUGGCACCGGUUGGAUGAACCGUUUUUGCGAGAACUGCUAAUAUCUCGACACGAACGUCGAGUUUCACAGUUGGAAUCUCUCAACGAGAUGCCACUCUAUCCGACGGAGGAAAUCAUCUGGAAUGAGAAUAUCGUUCCCACGGAGUAUUACUCCGGGGAAGGUUGCCUAGCUCUGCCGAAACUAAAUCUACAGUUUUUGACGCUGCACGAUUAUUUGCUGCGAAACUUCAACUUGUUCCGGUUGGAAUCAACUUAUGAAAUCCGACAAGAUAUCGAAGAUGCUGUCAGUCGAAUGCUUCCCUGGCAGUCAGAAGAAGGCGAUGUAGUUUUUGGCGGUUGGGCCAGGAUGGCACUACCGAUACAGUCCUUUGCAGUGGUUGAGGUGUCCAAGCCACAUAUCGGUGAGAAAAAGCCAUCUCGCGUAAGAGCUGACGUUAGCGUUACUCUCAACGUUCGGAAGGAAAUUCAAGAAGAAUGGGAGAAUCUACGGAAGCACGAUGUUUGCUUCCUGAUCACGGUAAACCCGACGAAGACGAUUGGAACGAAGUACGACUACAAAGAUCACUUUAUUCCACAAGUUGGACUGGUUCAUGUGCGGGGUUGUGAAAUCGAAGGAAUGUUAGAUGCUAAUGGAAGGGUUAUAGAGGAUGGCAUUGAACAGAAGCCCCAACUAACGGGAGAACAGCGAACCUACCGGGUGUGGUUGGAUUCCAAUCAGUACCGUGUAGAUAUGGAUGGUCUACAAGCAGGAGGCGAUGAUGUCUAUGAGGGUUUCAACAUUAUAAUGCGACGUAAACCAAAGGAAAACAAUUUUAAGGCGGUUCUAGAAACCAUCCGGCACCUGAUGAACACGGAGUGUGUCGUUCCACCGUGGCUGCAUGACAUUCUGCUUGGCUAUGGGGAUCCUGGAGCAGCACACUAUAGUCGAAUGCAGGAUCAAGCACGCGUGAUGGAUUUUAAUGACACGUUCCUGGAUAUUGAUCACGUAAAAAGUAGCUUUCCCGAGUAUGAGUUGGUGGUGAAAGAAACGGACGAUAUCAAACUGGUUCGUCCCUUCCGGUUGACUUUCGGGGAUGUUCCAGAGCAACACGCGGGCAGUAGCAGUGACGAAGAGGAAGAUGAUAAGAAAAUCGAGCUGCCCAAGAGAAUCUUGGUGGAAUCAUACGUCAUUCCCAAGCGAGGUCCAUAUAAAUAUAAUGAGCCGAAAAAGAACACAAUUCGCUUCACCCCAACGCAAAUUGAAGCAAUCAAAGCGGGAAUGCAGCCCGGUCUGACGCUGGUUGUCGGUCCUCCCGGUACCGGCAAAACCGACGUGGCCGUCCAGAUCAUCUCGAACCUGUACCAUAACCACCCCCAGCAACGUACGUUAAUCGUGACCCAUUCGAAUCAGGCAUUGAAUCAACUGUUCGAAAAAAUUAUGGCACUGGAUAUCGACGAACGGCAUCUGCUUCGGUUGGGUCAUGGCGAGGAAUCGCUGGAAACGGAAAAGGACUACAGCCGUUACGGGAGAGUCAACUACGUGCUCUCGAAGCGUAUCGAUCUGCUGGGACAGGUUCAGCGUCUGCAGGAUUCGCUCGGAGUGGCUGGAGAUGUUGCGUACACUUGUGAAACGGCAGGCCACUUCUAUCUUUAUCAGAUCAUCGCUAGAUGGGAAAAAUUCUUGAACGAUUUCCGAGAAAGCAAGGAGUACAAAAACGCUGAUGCGUUCCAGGAUGAAUUUCCCUUCUCCAAGUUCUUCCAAGAUGCUCCUCAGCCACUGUUCCACGGAAGCACUUUCGAGGAAAAUAUGGACAUCGCUCACAGCUGUUACCGUUACAUUUCGCACAUUUUCACCGAACUAGAAGAGUUUCGAGCUUUCGAAUUGCUGCGAAGCGGGCUGGAUCGGUCUAAAUAUUUGCUAGUUAAGGAAGCCAAAGUCAUCGCUAUGACCUGUACUCAUGCCGCAUUGAAAAGAAAAGAACUGGUAAACAUGGGUUUCAAGUAUGACAACAUUCUGAUGGAAGAAUCUGCUCAGAUAUUGGAAAUCGAAACCUUCAUUCCGCUGUUGCUUCAAAAUCCAAUGGACGGAUACAAUCGGUUGAAGCGCUGGAUUAUGAUCGGCGAUCAUCAUCAACUGCCGCCGGUGAUCAAGAAUAUGGCAUUUCAAAAGUAUUCCAACAUGGAACAGUCACUGUUCACCCGACUGGUACGGCUGGGUGUUCCCACUAUCGAUUUAGAUGGACAAGGUCGUGCCCGGUCGGGCAUUUGUGAACUUUACAAAUGGCGUUACACCAAGCUGGGAGAUCUGGAACACAUUAGCCAGUGGCCUGAGUAUGUCCGCUGCAAUCCGGGCUUUGCCUACGACUAUCAAUUGAUCAACGUAGAAGAUUUCAAUGGUGUCGGAGAAUCCGAACCGAAUCCCUAUUUUUAUCAGAACUUAGCUGAAGCCGAGUACGUUGUAGCCGUUUUCAUGUACAUGCGUCUUAUUGGCUAUCCGGCGGAGAAAAUUUCCAUUCUGACAACGUACAACGGACAGAAGCAUCUUAUUCGAGACGUGAUUGAUGCCCGCUGUGCGGAUAAUACCCUCAUCGGAAAACCACACAAGGUAACAACGGUGGACAAGUAUCAGGGUCAACAGAAUGACUAUAUUCUGCUGUCGCUGGUACGCACCAAAACUAUCGGUCACAUCCGUGAUGUACGUCGAUUGGUGGUGGCCAUGAGUCGUUCCAGAUUGGGUCUGUACAUUUUUGGACGGGUGUCCCUAUUUAAGAACUGUGUAGAGCUACAACCGGCGUUCAAGCUGUUGACGAAACGUCCACUUCAGCUGCAGUUGGUAUCCGACGAAACAUUCCCCGGUCAACGGAAAAUGGAUGAUGAUUCCGACCAAAACGUUGUGGUUAUGAAAGAUAUGACCGAAAUGGCACAGUAUGUUUACAAGUAUUACAUGGAGAAGGUUAACGUGAUCCGAGAAGAGAUGGAAAAAAUGAAAGAGCUUUACGAACAUCAUCAAAAGGAACAGGCAGCCAAGCGAGCAGAAGAGGAAGAAACAGCUAAAAAACUAGAAGAACAACAGACUAUCCCACAGAAAGCGAAAGAGUUUGUACCGGCUUUAAUUUGUAACGAAAUCGAUGGUGUUGACGACAUUCCCGAGAAGCCAAAACGUGGUAAGAAACGAGCUGCUCAAAGUGUCAAGAAAGUUGAAAAAGAAAAAGAAGCGGAGGAGGAAGAGGAAACGUCGGAACCUGAAUCGAUGGUAGCGCAACCUACUGAAGAAAUGGAACAGCAAAGCGGAGAAGCUCCCAUGGAAGAAGCAGACAGAGAAACCGAAAAAGAAAGAGACCAAUCUGAGGCAACCGUUGAGCAGACCACAGAUGAAAGUGGUGUAGCUGAAGUUCCGUCAGUUGAUGAAGGAGUUGUUGACGAAGAAAAACAGAAGGAAAAAUUGCCACAAACGGAAAAGGUGCAGACUACGGAAUGUGACGACACGCCAAUGAUGGCGACCGAAACGGCGAAAGAAAAGCAAAUGACUAGCGAGGAUGCUGAGUUGCAAACUGAAAAGUAAUAUAUCUAAAAUUUAAACAUUGUUCAUCAAAGAUUUUUUCAUUUGCCAAUAAAAUUAUCUACAAU
Messenger RNA from Malaya genurostris, 4872 nucleotides. RefSeq names its product RNA helicase aquarius. Gene Ontology annotation, biological process: mRNA splicing, via spliceosome. Lineage: Eukaryota; Metazoa; Arthropoda; Insecta; Diptera; Culicidae. The transcript is spliced from 6 exons. The record is from RefSeq and is a predicted model, not a curated record. The coding region runs from base 68 to 4807 and encodes 1579 amino acids. Gene Ontology annotation, molecular function: helicase activity; mRNA binding. Gene Ontology annotation, cellular component: catalytic step 2 spliceosome.